UAUUUCUAUCAUUAUGACCGUCUUCGGACAAUAUUUUCCUACUUUUCUGGUACUUCUAGGCCAGUCAAACGCGUUAGCGCUGCCCUCAUCUGACUGGGAAGUUGAAAGCCCAGCAAACAUCUUCCCUCGAGAUCCUUUCCAAGUUCACACGUAUGCGUCACUCGGGGAAUCUUUCGCGUCUGGUCCAAGUGCAGGGGAUUCUUACGAUAAUACCCAAUGCCGAAGAUAUAAGAAGGCAUUCGGCCCUCAGGUUGCUGAAGACAACAGAUUGCAGGGUCCAAAGCCCGUAGAUUUCUCUUUCAUCGCAUGUUCAGGAUCCAGAACUCGGCACAUAUACGAGGAUUCGCCAGGCAGCAAAAGGGAAAAGUCUCAAGCCAGCCAGCUUAAAGACAAGAAUCCCGAUCUUGUAACUUUAUCUAUUGGGGGUAAUGACAUUGGGUUUGUCGAACUUCUUGAUAGAUGUGUCUAUCGAUUUUAUCAAAACAAGAUUAACACCUGUGGAGGAUGUAAUUGGUGGUUUCUUCCCUUUGACGAUUGUACCAACGACUGUAAUUCGGCAAUGAAAACUGUUGGCGAAAGAAUCGACAAGAAUGAUUUUUCCGAGGGUCUAACCCUAGCCAUCAAAUCUAUUCUCGAAAACGCGCCUCGAACUAAGCUUUUCGUCACCGGCUAUCCUGAAUUCUGGAACGACAAGACAGAUUACUGCGAUGGUGUCAGUUUCAAGUUGAAUUGUCCAGAGAAUAAUGUCCUUCCGUUGAUUAAGGCUCGAAGACAAGGGAUGAAUUAUCUCACUUGGAAAUUGAACGACAAGAUCAAGACUAUUAUCAAUAACUGGCCGACCGGAGCUGACAUUCACUACGUGGAUGUGAACGCAAAAUUCAAAGACCAUCGAUUCUGCGAAGAAGGUGUUCGAGAACCAAGUUACCGCAAUCCAAACAUCUGGUUCUAUCCUUUGGAAUACUGGACCGGUGGUACUGUCCAGACCUUUGAUGGGAAGGGCAAGGAUAUACCCUCCGGAGACUGCAACCAAUACCUGUACGACGACCAAGCUGACUACAUCAUGUGUCUCAUGGCGAAGGGAGUCGUAGAUGAAAAUACAUCUCUCGAUUUCAACAACAUGACAAACAACGUCCCCGGGGACGAGAAAGGCUUAUCAACACAAUCCAACAAAGGUUAUCCAGAUUGGGUAGCCCGGGUUUUCCACCCAAACAUCAACGGCAUGUCUGCUUAUCGGGACGCAAUCAUCGAAGCAUACAACAACUACAGUCCAAGAGUUGCUACUCUACCCAAAGGCAAAGCGUUGGCUAUUGGCAUGAUGUCCAUUGUCAAUUCCCACUCAAGAGGAGCGACUGUUGAUAACAACUGGCAUUUCUACCUCACUAAGAUUGGCCACGGCGUGGAAUGCGACGAGAAAUCCGAUCUAGUCCAAGAGAUUAGCUCGCAAGGCCCCAGCGAUACCAAAGUCGCUGACGACGUCAAAGAAGUCCCUUUCCCCGGUGGCAGCUUCAAAUUGGACGUCGGAGGCCAAGAGUGCGAGUACAAGAGCGACGGUACGAACCCCGGGAGAUUAUUCUGCAAAGAAAGGCAAGUCGAAUGCAAGGAAGACACUCGGAGAAAGGAUAAGGAUGGUGCGAAGAAGUGCUCUAGUUCGCGUCAAACUUUCCAGACGUCUGUAUUUUGCGAAUUCUAA
This is a messenger RNA of Periconia digitata, 1690 nucleotides long. The record is from the annotation of a GenBank genome assembly. NCBI's taxonomy places the organism in Eukaryota, Fungi, Ascomycota, Dothideomycetes, Pleosporales, Periconiaceae.